AUGGCAAUUACAGACUAUUUUAGAAUCUCCGGCUUUGUGGCGGACAUGAAGUCUAGGAACUUGAGUUUAUACGGUCAAUGGAUUGGUAUAACUUCUAUUUUCUUAUCCUUAGCAUUGGGUAUCUCCAACCUAUUCCAUGUCAACAUUGUUUUUGUGUUUGGUAUAAUAGCAAUUGUGCAAGCACCAAUUCUAGCACUUGUUGAAAUCCCAUUUCUGCUAAAGAUAUUCCGGAUUCCAGACUCUAUAAUUACUUUUGUUCAAUCGCUAGACACCAACUUCAUGCGUGUGAUUUUCUAUGCAAUCAUGGCCAUCAUCCAAUGGUUAAGUUUAACUUGUAAAGCUACAUCGUUAAUCGCAUUGGCAAUUAUGUUUACAAUUGCAAUGUUUGCCUACGCGGGCGCAAUGCUGCUAGGCCAAGAAUUUCAUAAGAGUAACGUUGUUGCAACAGUCCAGGUUGGGGAAACUCCGGCAGAGGCACAAAUAAGAAACGUUUUAUAG
Molecule: messenger RNA, 498 nt
Organism: Pichia kudriavzevii
Lineage: Eukaryota; Fungi; Ascomycota; Pichiomycetes; Pichiales; Pichiaceae
Exons: 2
Coding region: 1-498 (165 amino acids)
Biological process (GO): vesicle-mediated transport
Cellular component (GO): Golgi membrane
Source: RefSeq, a predicted model, not a curated record